Messenger RNA from Nicotiana tabacum (common tobacco), 648 nucleotides. Lineage: Eukaryota; Viridiplantae; Streptophyta; Magnoliopsida; Solanales; Solanaceae. The record is from RefSeq and is a predicted model, not a curated record.
AUGAAGGAUUUGGGGGCUGGCAUUUUUGCCCUUCGCGUUCACAUAAGCAGGGCCGCGCUCGUAAAGGCCUGGACUCUUUGGCCUUCGCGUUCGCUUGCGAAGGAUCUGAGGCAGGUGCAACUAGUUACCCGUCUGGCACGCAUACUUGAUCUUGGUUCAAGAUUUCACGGAAUCAGGAUCACAGAACCAAAGCAAGUAGAAGACCAAUUUCUCUCUUUCUUCAAGAAGUUGAUGGGAGAGUCAUCACACAUUCUCCCCUAUCCAAAUUUUGAGAGGGAAUUUGACCAGUUGGCUUUGAACAAGGAGUUCCACUUCCACCCUAGAUGCAAAAAAUUGGGAGUGAUCCAUGUGUGUUUUGCUGAUGAUCUGCUGAUGUUUUGUAUGGUAGACCUUCCUUCUAUUAGGUUGCUCCAACAUGCUUUUAUGAAUUUUUCAAAGGCCUCAGGACUACAAGCAAAUGUAGACAAGAGCUCUAUUUACCUUGCUGGCAUUUCUGCAAAUCUGAAGGAGGACAUCUUGCAGGAGCUAGGAUAUAAUGAGGGCACAUUGCCACUCAAAUACCUGGGAGUGCCACUAGCAUCAAGGAAGUUGUCAAUUAACCAAUGCUGGCCACUGGUAGAAAAGAUCACUGCAAGGAUAAGUUGUUAG